This is a messenger RNA of Ruditapes philippinarum (Manila clam), 856 nucleotides long. RefSeq lists its product as uncharacterized. Lineage: Eukaryota; Metazoa; Mollusca; Bivalvia; Venerida; Veneridae. Bases 163 to 807 code for a protein of 214 amino acids. Gene Ontology annotation, cellular component: extracellular region; lysosome. The record is from RefSeq and is a predicted model, not a curated record. The transcript is spliced from 7 exons. Gene Ontology annotation, molecular function: calcium ion binding. Gene Ontology annotation, biological process: cell-matrix adhesion.
UCGUCUAUCUUUAACGGGUGCUGAGUAAGUUUGUUUCCCAUAAUUUAUCAUUUAUUUCCUACAGGACGUUUGAAAUAAUCAUCAAAUAAUCACUAUUGGCUAAAAUUUGCAUUACUUUUCAAACUUACUUUGAAAGAAACGGUUGUUAAAUCGAGUUCAAUAAUGUUCGUAUUUUUCGCUGCUAUUUUGUCGUCUGCCGCCGCAGCUGAUAUAUGCUGCUCCCCCGACCAGUGGCAAGCUGAUGUUGGUUUGGUCAUGGGUCGCGUUAGCAACGGAAAGACGUCAUUUAUUGAGGGUAUGAUGCAUACAUCUUAUGACGCAGUUAACAAGAUUGUUGCCUACGACCAAGAAUUAAGCGUCGACGGUUUUCAAUUGAAACAGAGGAUUGUAAGCGAUUAUAAAAAUAACGUUAUGUACAAAGUUAGAGACGGAGUUUGCAACAGAACCAAAAUUGACAACUGGGUACCAUCAUGUAUACCAGGAAACGCUACAAAAUUGUCGGCAAAUUCAAGGUAUGGUCUUGGCGGCAACUCUGUAAACGUAAAGGCAUACAAUAUUCAAUAUGGUGGAUAUGACGUAAGCAUUGCCGUCACUUCCGACACGUGCGUGCCGGUGACAGAGGUCAUUACCGGAACUCUGGACCCUGUAUUUGCUGGAGACUACACAGUGGAAAUGAUGCAGGCACUCACAUUUGCCAAUAUCAAGGGUGGAAUAGCCAAUAGAGAUGUAUUCUUUGUCCCAGCUCAGUGCGAAUCGCAAAACGUACAGAUGCCAGUUGGAAAAAGAUCUCUGUUUUAUCAUCAAUAAUUCUUUAUUCAAAAUAUGUUUGCAAAUAAAUGAUAAAAUUCUAGUUAAA